Molecule: messenger RNA, 633 nt
Organism: Antrostomus carolinensis (chuck-will's-widow)
Lineage: Eukaryota; Metazoa; Chordata; Aves; Caprimulgiformes; Caprimulgidae
Gene: MIS12
Product: MIS12 kinetochore complex component
Exons: 1
Coding region: 1-633 (210 amino acids)
Biological process (GO): mitotic cell cycle; mitotic sister chromatid segregation; kinetochore assembly
Cellular component (GO): chromosome, centromeric region; MIS12/MIND type complex; nucleus
Source: RefSeq, a predicted model, not a curated record
AUGUCGGUCAAUCCCAUGGACUACGAAGCGCAGUUCUUCGGUUUCACCCCGCAGACCUGCAUGCUGCGCGUGUACAUCGCCUUCCAGGACUACCUCUUCGAAACCAUGCUGGUGGUGGAGAGCGUCAUCCUGAAGAAGCUCGAUGGGUUUCCCGACUGUAAAAUCAGCCCCUUCCAGAUCCGCAAGAGCACCGAGAAAUUCCUCCUCUUCAUGAAGGAGCACUUCGAUAAACUCUUCAGUAAAAUGGAAGAAGUGCUUCUGCAGCUGGUGUUAAACAUCCCCAAGAACGUGCUCCUUCCCGAGGACAAGGUCCACGAGCAGUUCCCCUACAGCAAAGAGCAGUUCCAGGCGCUCCAGGGUGAGAUCCAGCAGCUGCAGCAGCAGUUCAGGGCUGAGGCAUCCGCCGGGCAGGCGCUGCGAGCAGAGCUGGAAGAACAGAGAGUUGUUCGGGCUGAGCUGGAAAAGAUUUUGCAAUGGUUUGAUGGGCUUGAGAAUAUCAGUCGGGAGCACGGGACCAGCAACUUCAAAGAAAGCUUUGCAUUCCUGACAGAGAACUCGAAGAAACUGCAAGAUGUGCUGAAAGAUGUCGAAGAGAAAAGCAAAAAAAUAAAGAAGCACGAUCAGUUGUUGUGA